AUAAAACGACCCCCGACAAGGACGAUCCGACCGUGAAAUGCUUGUAUCUCGUAUAUAAUUCCGGUGAGAAAAUGGGACAUAAUGAAAACAUUUUAUGGGAUCCUAAAUUCAUAGAUCCGCCCCAAAUGUGUAAUCUCGUUAAAGAUAAUUAACGUGAUCAACGUUGUGUCUCUUAAUGUAAUGCAGGAUGUAACUACAUGUGUACAAAAUUGAUAAUGUAAUAAUCAUCCGGGACAAAACGUCAUUAGGGAUGUUUACUUCAGAUUGUAAACAGACAAAGGGGAUUCGUUAGUUGCAAAGGUGUUCGGUUUCUUUUUUGUACUUUCUACAUGGGAACCACAGACAUAUUUGCCGUUUUAGGAUUGCUAUCGUAUCUAGUUGAUGUAACCACCGGCGCCAUUUGUACGCAUGCGUACAUACAGAGUUACUACAUCUCCGGAAGAAUACGAUACCGGAAGCGAUACACAGAUAUCUACUGCUCAGAUAGCUGCUGCGGUGAUAUCAAUUCACAAUAUUGCUGUGACUUCAUCCAAGGCCAAAACACAUCGGUGAGUGAGAUAGUCGGUAUUGUUAUAGGAACAUUGACAGGAUGCCUGGUGUUGCUGUUCUUCUGUGUUUGUGUCUGGCUGGCUACGUCAAAACAGCGCCGAGACAACAGGCAGGGAGGACCAAACGUACCGCACAUUAGUGGAAAUUUACGGCGCAGUACACAAGGUGACAUAAGUCUGCCUCCUACCUACGAGGAGACGGUAUUAGGUUAUGAAAAUGAUGGCUUCUCCCCGGAAUGGUACUCCCAGCCACCUUCAUACAACGACGUAUUUAGUGACGAGACUCUUAAAAGAGAACGAGAUACGGAAUAUUUUCCCGCAGAUCCGAACGUAAGCAGUCAACAAAGUGUUAGUCAUCCGGCCAUUCGGAACACAGACGUUUACGUUAACACCAGUGAAAUCUCGCGAGAUUUUAAUAGGUCCGAGAGUGUGACUUCAGAUUCUAUAUUGUUGCAAUACAACAGAGAAAAUGAUAGUAUAAUUACAGAUAUUAAUGUUGACCAAGUAGACAGUGAAACAGAGAGGACUGAGGUAUGUGAAAGUUCAGCAGUGGCAGUGACAGAACCUCGAAGUUCUAGUAUAGUAUAGGCUGAUAUUUUGAGGGUAUAAUCGCUUUACUGAAUGGAGAAAAAAUAUCCUUUAGGGUUUAGGCAUUUUCUAGCCCCAUGGGACCUGAUAAACGAAUCUGAUUUGUCUGUGAUAUACAUUUAAAAACUUUAUCUCAAUUUAUGUUUUCACGCAUAAUCAUAUUUUAAAUUAUUUAUAACAGCAGAAUA
Saccostrea cuccullata (small rock oyster) is the source of this 1324-nucleotide messenger RNA. RefSeq lists its product as uncharacterized. Bases 330 to 1136 code for a protein of 268 amino acids. The record is from RefSeq and is a predicted model, not a curated record. NCBI's taxonomy places the organism in Eukaryota, Metazoa, Mollusca, Bivalvia, Ostreida, Ostreidae. The transcript is spliced from 4 exons.